This is a messenger RNA of Racocetra persica, 252 nucleotides long. The record is from the annotation of a GenBank genome assembly. NCBI's taxonomy places the organism in Eukaryota, Fungi, Glomeromycota, Glomeromycetes, Diversisporales, Gigasporaceae.
AUGAUGGUUAUCUUAAUCAUGAACUCAGUUUAUGGUGGUCAUCUUAAUCAUGAACUCAGUUCAUGGUGUCAUCUUAAUUAUAAACUUAGUUCACAGUGGUCAUCAAUUGUGAACUUAGUUCACAGUGGUUAUCUCAAUCGUGAACUCAUGAUCAUCUCAAUGGUGAACUCAGUUCAUGGUGAUCAUCUCAAUCAUGAACUCAGUUCAUGGUGUCCAAUCAUGAACUCAGUUUAUAGUGGUCAUCAAUCGUGA